CUCACGGGACGCCCCAGCCCAAUUCUGCGACCGUGUAGAUAUAAGGGUACGUCGUCAUUGAGCAUCCCCAUCCCUCGCUCUCUUUCCUGCCUGGGUUCUUUUAGUCGACUCGCCAUGUCUCUAUCGUCAUUCCUCUCUUACCUCCUCAGUUUUCUGUGGCCAGCGUCGCCUCCAGCUCCGCCAGAGUACAUCCCGCCAUCUGUCACGGAAGAAGAUCUCGAUUAUGCCUCCCUCGCCAUCAUCGAUCUGUCCAAAGCCGCCACCCCCGAAGGCCGCAAGGAGCUCGCCGUCGAAGUCUCGGAGGCGCUGCGUAGUCAAGGGUUCUUCUACGUGAUCAACCAUGGGUAUACCCAAGAGCAAACGAACCGUAUCUUUUCCAUCGCCGAUGUCACCUUCGAAGAGGUCUCCGAGCGCGAGAAGCGCGCGUACUCCAUGAAAUCGCAAUCCGUCUACCAGGGCUACAAACCAAAGCAGACUUGGAACCUUGCCUCAGGCGUACGCGACCAGAUCGAGCACUACAACAUCAACCACCGUGUCAAUCGCGCCGCCCAUCCCACCGCCCUUCGCCCCUAUAUGAACGAGGUCGACGACUUCGCGCGACAUUGCCACUUCAACAUCCUUUACCCCAUUCUAAGACUGCUCGCGCUCGGUCUUGAAUUGCCGGAGGACACGCUCGUCAACCAGCACAAGUUCGAGGACGUUGGCGAGUCCUCUGUCCGCUUCAUGAAGUACCACCCGCGCACGGACUACGAGGAGCUGAAGACGAAGAACGUGUGGCUGAAGGGCCAUACCGACAUCGGCUCUAUCACGAUUCUUUGGUCUCAGCCCGUCGGUGGACUUCAGAUUCUCUCGCCGGACGGACAGUGGCGCUGGGUGCGCCACAUCGACAACGCGCUGGUCAUCAACGCCGGCGACGUCAUGGAGUUCCUCUGCGGCGGCUACUACCCCUCCACCCGCCACCGCGUCGUCCUCCCGCCCUCCGACCAGCGCAACAUUGCCCGCCUCGGCGUCUUCUACUUCGCGAUGGCCGCCGACCACAUGCGGCUUACGCCCCACGAGGAAAGCGAGGUGCUGAAGAGGGUUGGCGUUCGCCGUCUCUGCCCUCCGGGCAAGGAGCCGACGAUGGAGGAGUGGCGCACGCACCGGACGAAGAGCUAUGGGGCGGUGGAGCUGACGCAGGGUCGGGAGAAGAACGUCGAGGAGGAAAUCGUGCAUGGUGUCGUGGUGAAGCAUUACAACUGAUCGCACAUGUUCCUCGGGAUGGUGAUUUACUGAAAUUACGUAGAGGCUAGGUAGGAAUCGCGGUGUGUACUUGUAUCGCACGUUAUGCAUAUUUUUCCUAUGUAAAUCGUAAGCUUGCUUGCCGGGU
This is a messenger RNA of Schizophyllum commune H4-8, 1369 nucleotides long. Its product is annotated as Clavaminate synthase-like protein. The transcript is spliced from 10 exons. Lineage: Eukaryota; Fungi; Basidiomycota; Agaricomycetes; Agaricales; Schizophyllaceae. The record is from RefSeq and is a predicted model, not a curated record. Gene Ontology annotation, molecular function: dioxygenase activity. Bases 115 to 1242 code for a protein of 375 amino acids.